Messenger RNA from Porites lobata, 7959 nucleotides. The record is from the annotation of a GenBank genome assembly. Lineage: Eukaryota; Metazoa; Cnidaria; Anthozoa; Scleractinia; Poritidae.
UCACCAAGUCGGCCAUGCAGUCGGCAGAGUCACAGCUGCGUGAAUAUAAGCCAAGACACUAACAACCAAAACUCUCAGGUAUGAAUGAUGUUCCUUAAAAACUGGCGUCCUCAGAAUAACAGUUGCUACAAAGGUUUUCACUUACCAAGAUUGUGAUUCUACCUUAGCUUGUAUUAAUUGCAUACAAAUCGGAGGAAUAUAAAGAUCAAAACAUGGCUCAAGUGCUUGCCUACGGGAGGAAAAAAACAAAAAAAAAUUCCAAGACCGUCAUUCAAAAGAGUGGUUAAAGUCGCUUAAAUGGGAGGAAGUCGUUUAUGAAAUGUUACAACAGUAAUGAUUUGAGUGGAAAAAGUUUUGGCGUUUUUACUAAGAGGUUGCUUAAAAGUGGUGGUUUCUUCUUGCAGCACAUCUUGGUUGGAUCUGCAUUACGGCGGCCGCAUGCAACAGAGUAUUCUCCUUUAGACUACCAGAGCAUGCCAGAUGUUGGCAAAAUUCCACGUCAACCCUACAGAUCACAGUCCUCAUGUACAGUCUACACUUAUGCAGAUCGUCCAGUCUCUGCAAGAGAACAGUCAUCACACUUGGGAAGACACACCAAGUCAAGGUAAUGUUGAGAAAUUGCUACCCAGUUUAUAGCUCAGUUGAGAGGUCUGCCGAGUAGGAAGACAUAGAUUCAAACCCCUCCCAGACCAACAAAAACUUGUAAGAUCAUAGUGGCUGUGAUUGAAGAUCUUGUCCCAGUUUAGAUGAUCGUGUCAUUGGGUGGUGAUGUUAAUUUGUUGGCCUUAAUCGUCUUGUGUUCUCAAUUUUAUAUUGAAAGGGGCAAAAAAGAACCCACACUGCUGUUUGAAAAGAGUAGGGGAUGUAGACCCUGGGGUGUGGUCUAUCUCUCAUGGAGGGAGGGGUCUGUUAUAGGCACGCAGUAACUGGCAUCAUGUGCUGUUGAAGUAACCCUGCCAUAAUUGGCCAACCCGAGUAAAUAAAUAAAAAAAAUACAUCAUAUGACUGUAUAGUUCCCAGUAAAAGAUGUUUCUGCUGGUAGUUUUUGUCAAAUAUCUAAAUGAAGUUAAAGUUUUCUGUUAAUCAUUAACUGUGUAAGUUUAAACUGUCAUCUUCAGCAGGCAAUUUUCUAGUGCACUGAUGCCCAUACACUAUGCAUGCUACAGGCCUCAGUGCAUGGAAAAUAUUAGGAAAUUGUGUAAAUUUUCUAGAAGGCAGCACUGUAUACAGUAUGUGUCAGAAAAAGUCACCCCAUUAAUUUUAUCAGAAGCCUUCAGUAAUGCUUUUAAAGUGUAUAGUUUGUUCAUUGUAUAGUUUCACAAAACUAACAUGAAAUGUAGGUCCAUUGAAUUUGGAGAUUUCAUUCAAGACUACAUAAUAUAGACUGUGCUCACCCCAAACCUACUGUGUUCCUGAAUUCCCCCCCCUGCUUCCCCUCUCUUUUAAACAGUGAAACUUCGGAAUAUAUGCAGACUGACAUAAACUAUACCUGCUAACUCUCACGCCUUAGGCGUGAGUCUCAUGCCUGCGGGUUGAAAUCUUUGAUCUCAUGCUGGCUCAGGCCUGCGGGCCAGUUUCUCACGCCUGAUUGAAAAAUGUGACUUGUUGCCGUCUUGCUUGACACAAUUUCCAAAAAUAUGUUAACUCAGACCCAUGUAAGGAACGAAAACCAUGUGUAAAUGAAUAAAUAACAAUACCUUCCUCGCGAUCUCUGAUUUUGUGGAUAAGCGUUUUCUUGAUAACUUCGCCUUCAGCAGACUUCGGACGUCUUCGGAAGACUUCGGACUUCUUCAGAAGACUUCGGACUUCUUCGGGAAUCUUCGGAAAUGAUCGUGUUGUCUGCAAAAAUCCCAGAACUCCCAGGAUAAAAAUCUCACGCUUAUAUCUCAGAAAAAGUUGGCAGGUAUAAUAAACUUCAGAUACAGGUGUAGGUUACAGAUUUUUCAAAACUCUCAAUGGUGUAGUCCCACUUCGCAGACAAUACGGUUUUGUCACAUGACGAUUGUGUGACAAGCCAAAAGAAGAAUGUCUGUAUGGGAGACUGUUGAUGGUGUUACAUUGAAAAAUUUCUCUUUUGUCUAGCUUGUUAAGAUGCAAGUCAGCAUCAUCUGCCUCAUUGUACUCAGCUUCAUCAACAUCAACUGUGAACUCAGCUUCAUCACUUAAAUCUUCAUCCAGCAAGAAGCGUCUUUGUGAAGUCCGUAAGUUAACUAGUUGAUAACUUUUACGGAUAAAAAUAAUUAUUACUUCAGUUAAAUGCUAUAACCAGUGGCAGAUCCAGACCUCCAGAUAAGAGGGGGGGGCGGUCAUCCAAACUCUGAGAUAAGGGGGGGGGCGGGUCUUAAACAAAUUUUUUUGGGCCCUUCAGGCCUCACUUUGAUGCAAAAAUAGAGGGGGGGGCAGGCCCCCUAGGAGGCCCCUCCCCUGGAUCCACCACUGUUAACCAUGAUUAUACUGUAUAAGAUAGAGCUGAGAAUAUUAAUAUAAUGAUAACUUAAACCUAGUAAUACCUUACCUAAAAAUGUAAAAAUGAUCAUAAGGCUUUUGACUCCUUUUUUGAUUUGCAUAUAUUAUCAAAAUUUCCCCAGGAUGUAACAAAGACUUCUCUCUCAAUCUCACCUGAUCACCCAAUUAUUACCUUGAAAUAUAUGGCCCUUAAAACAAGAGAAGGAUCCUCCCUUAGCCUGAAGGCCUCUGGCUCCCACGGAUAAUAUCUAUACCCACAAACGUUGGACUCUUUUAGGCUAUGGUAAAGUGGGCAAAAAAAGCUUACCACAAUGUUUUUGAGUUGAAAGCGAUACUUCCCGUUUUACCACUAUCAAAUCUUGCCUGUCUUGGUUGUUCCACUUGCAUGACUACCAUAUCUUCAUUGGAUAAAAUACAUGUAAGGUGGCCCAGCUAGCCUGCGAAAACAGCAUGCAGCUGCUCCUUGACGCUUGGGACAUUUCACAGCGAGCAGAGACAGCUGUUUUCACAGGCUAGCAGUCACCAUAAACCACUACUCUCCUUUCUGCAACAUUUUUUCACGUUUUUGUUCACAUUUUCGUCGCCCAUUUUACCAUAGCUUUUAACGGCACAUUUACUUACUCACAAAACUGUUAGCUAAUCGUGCAAAAUUAUAUUGAAUUUUUCUCCAGGUGAUGAUUAUAGAUUUUUCAAAAGUGGUCCAGUACCCAAACAGUAAGUACCUAAAACCAUUAUCACUUUCCAUAUUUAUGCGUUAUUGACCGAGCAGGAGGUCUGUAAAAACAAAAAAUAAGAACUAGGCCAAUAUGACACCAUCUUGACUAAACAAGCUUGGGCAGCAAAGUAUUUAUUGUAAUUCGGCUAGAGACUUUUAAUACGGUGGAAGGUCUCGUGAGUGGAAACCCUCGGGACGCGGCAAAGGUGCGUGUAACUGGAGCUGGUCGCUUAUGGGAAUGUAAUAUAAUACAAUGUCAUACAGUUUGUAUGGAAGUUGAGAAAAAUGGCAUUUUGUGAAGGCCACUGUAAGUAGAGCUGUCUGCUUAUGAGAAUGUCAGUUAGGAGAGCUUCCGCUGCACACAGACACCCCAAUAAUGUGGACAGCUACUAAAUCCCUGGCAGAACUUACAGACCUUUUACUGUAACAAAAUCCUGCUCUUGUAGACUGCUGACAAUUUUUAGUUCCCAACAGCAGAAUGACACUGCACUGACUUUGCUCUGUGUCUUGUUGUCGGACACUGGGCGGUGGGGGACUGUUGUGAACCUUCCCAGCGCACAACUGUCCCAUGGUAGUGGGAUUAGUCCUCCCCGGGUUAACCACAUGUGCUUUAAUGUAACCCAGGCGGGGGCGCGGCGGCACUCCCCUAUAAAAGUGAUGGGGUGCUCAUUGCACCUUUUAGGGUUUAAAUUUGUGGAUUGGUACUGCUUAGGGUGCUAAAACCUAAAAUGACUGCUGCCGGGGUUGAUAUGCUUUAUUAGGAUAAAGAUUUAUGACAGUACUUUCAAAAGGGCCUUGAGGAGAAAGUUUUUUGGAAAUCAAAGUUAUCUUUAUUACUAUUAAAAUUUACGGUGCCAGUUAUAUAAUUCUAAUAAUAAGGGUAUAAUAUGGGUAAUGUAAGUCACAUCUGAUUGGCUUUUUCUUGGGGUCCACUAACACUCGAUUUCAAAACAUUCUUAACAAGGUGGUGUUACACGAGAAGAUUGCAACGACGAUUUUUAGAGUAACAAUGAUUGAACCGUGUUGUAACAAUUCGAAACAAUGUCGCAACAAUGCUGCAAACGCUCUGUUGCGCUCAAAAUCGUUUGUUGCAAAUCGUCCCAUGUGACAUCGCCUUAAAGCUGCCAAAAGCUGUUGAUGCCUUUAGCAUAUUGAAAAUAACAUGCAGCAGUUUUGAAUCGUCCAUUUGUAUUUUUUUGUUGCAGGGUACCACCUCACGGUGAAUCCUUGCAUGGCUUUCUUACUGGGGCACGAUAUAACAGGUAUGUAAACGUUUACACUCAAGUUAACACCACAAGCAACGGACCCUUUCCUGUUGAGAACAGUUCUUUUGGUCCCAAAGAUACCAGACUUCAUACAGUCCCUAUCUCUAUGAGUCGAUGGCCCUGUAAUCCCUGUCUCUGUAGCAUUUUUUGUUUUUAUUAAACACAUUCUAUAGACGAAUUUUACGCUAAGAGUAACAGAAAACUCAUCGAGAGGGCUCACUUCAGACAUUAUUUUAGCUGAGGCUGUUAUUUUAUCCAUACGGUGCCUAACGUUAUCCCUAUCUCUAUAACAUAGUCACCUUUGUAUAGCCGAUGCUUAGCUCUGUUCUCUCUGUGUAUUAUAAAGUUACUUGUGAGAAUUUUAAAUUUUCAAAAUGCGCGCACAAGAACAAGGAAGAGUGCUCGCGAGUCGAGUCCACCUGGCGAUAAGGUGCCAAAAAUGUGGAUAAAAGGCAUCUCCUCCAGGGGUUUCAAUAACAUUAGUUAUAAGAGGCCACUGAAGGUUUAAUAGGCGGCUGUGACCACUGAAGGGGCCGUAAGGCCCCUUUCCCCUAGGGGCGUCUGCGGGCAUGCUCCCCCAGAAAAAUUUGAAAUCUAGAAGCUCGGAAAUACGAUUUCCAGCGUUCUGGGCAUCAAAAAGCGUGUUGUUGAAGCGUAUUUUUAUUGACCACAAAGCAGGAUUUUUUUUAAAAAAACUAUUAAAUCACUUUUUAUCAUUUUUUCAUUUUAAAUCACUUUUUUAUUUUCAUUAAUGAAAUCCAAACGGACGGCGGUAAGAGGUCCUACAGGCGGCGGUAGACCGCUGAUAACCGGCUUUUAUUGAAACCCCUGAUCUCCUCGCGUCAUCUUUGAACUUGUCCCGGGAGACCGUCAAUUGGAUUACCAAAUCCAAUUGUUGAUUUUCCAAUAGAACACGAAAUUCAGACACGGAUUCCGCUAAUUUAAAAUCAAUCUUUGAUAGGUCAUAGGGCCAUUUGGAUAAGUUUUAAUCCCAUUUUAUGAAUACUGUUUUGAUUUUCUCUCUUUUGUUUUCCUUUAGGGCCAGGUAUUUGGAUUCACGCGCACUCUCCAAAUUAGGAGUGUACAUUCCCAAGCCUGAUCUCAACUCGUUUUUUAUCAGCGAUGAAUUUGAUGGUAAGAGAGAGAUGAAUAGAAUAUUCUACUUCUAAUAACACUCGACCACCGCUUUCAAAUGAGUCAACUGAAGCUGAGUUUUGGUGGAGAACGUAUUUUAACCGCCGUCCGGUUAACUCAGUUGAACGAGCGCCGGUGUAGCAAAGGCGGGGAGGGAGUGUGUGUGUGUGUGUGUUGUGUGGGGGGUAGUAGAUUAUGCUGGCUGUGAUGAUGAUCGCGUCAUUCAAUGGUGACGUUAAACCGUUGGUCUAGUCUCCUUCAUCCUUCCUUAAUAAUUGGAAGGGACCGUAAAAAACGCGCAUUACCUUUCGAAAAACGUAGCGGAGGUAGAACCCUGGGGUGUGGUCAAUCUCUCAUGGGGGGAAGGGACUGUUGCGGGCCUGCAAUAACCGACUUCACUCUGUUGCUGUUAACCUGCCAAAUUGGCGAAUUUAGUAAAUCUAAAUCUAAUCUCGCUCUUUUACCAGCGUACAAAUUAGACAGCUUUAGAUUCUAAAACGAGGACGACAGCGAGAACGAGAUUUUCUCAAUACUAAGUAGUGCGCGCGCGUGAACCAGCGUCAUUGUGUCGGGAAAAUGUGGUAGCCGUCGCCAUUCUGCUACGAGUUUUGGCGAGAAUCUCGUAGUGGCGAAAACAAGUUAUCAAAUGUUAGAAAUUUUAUCAUUUAGCGAUCGGGAGAGGGCUUUACCUCCAUCAACGGAAAUAAGCGAACUAACUUUUGCGGUGAAAAAUAGUACAUGACGCUUUCCGGGGUGUCUAUUUUUAGAUAAUAAGCGAGAAAACUUAAAAUUAAAUUUCGUCCUCGUAGCCGCCCUUGUUAUUGAAUCCAAAGCUCUCUAUUAUCCACACUGUCUAGCCAGUGAGCAAGCUCUCUAAGACGGGCAACACACUGUCAGACACCCUGCCGCCUGAGCCUGUCUUUCGCUUACUCGAUUUUGUCGUACUCGAAAGAGAGUCUGCAUACAGUGUCGAACCCAGGCCUAAUAGCCGUGCACUUGAUGGAACAGUUGGGCUCCAUUACCAGCCGCUGUUCGGGAAAUGAGCCCGCGCUCCCUCUCCUAAAGACUGGAUUCUAGAGAGCAGCGGAAAUAGCACCGGUCUGUCGAGCAGAAGGUUGUGGGUUCAAACCACGGCCGGACUAACCACCAGGGUCUUAAAAAAGCUGGUAAGACCAUGCUGGUUGUGAUUUGAGACAUUAUCUCAGUUCAGAGGAUCGCGUCAUUGGGCGGUGACGUUAAGCUGUUGGCCUUGUUUCCUUCAUCCUUCUGUCAUUGGUCAAAUCUAAAAGGACGUAAAAGAACCCACACUACUGUUCGAAAAGCGGAAGGGAAGUUUUGGAUCUUGAUUCAGGUUUCUGAGAAACUGCCUACGUACCCCUCCCCUAAGCCAACAUUUUGCCCUAAGUGACAAGUAAGUGAUAAUGCUGGCUAAGGGGAGGGGUAGGUGGGUAGUUUUCCAGAAACCUAAAUUGACCACUCCAGAAAAUACCAUAACAUACCAUAAUGCUCUUUGUUUGUCACCCCAAAAUUUGCAUAAGCAUUGUCUUCAAUUUCUCUUGGGAGUUAAAAUGGCCCCAAGAGAAACUGAAAACAAUGCUUAGGCAAACUUUUGGGGUGACCAACAAAGAGCAUUAUGGUAUGUUAUGGUAUUUUCUGGAGUGGUCAAUUGACCUGACGUUUUCACGGUGGCAUGGUCUACCUUUCACACAUCACGCACCAUUCAUAUCAUGGGCUUUGGGUGGGUUACAGUAAGCUCAUAAAUGGACUGAUAGUGGCUGUCAAUGGCGCCCUUGUUUGCUGACGUCCGAGCUUACUGUUGACAUGUUAAUGUAAAGAGGGCGCGUCUUGCUGUUCUCUAAUCCACGACGUCACACAUCACACAGAGGGCUGAGUUGUGACGAGCGGUUUAACAAUAAUCAGAUGCUCGCACUUGAAAAACGAGUGUGACGAGAAAAAAACAAGAAUAUAUUGAAUAUUAUUGCCAAGCAAGAAUAUAUUGAGGAGAAGUUAAAUGCGGAUCAAAACUCAGUAUUCGCUUACCACGAAAGCUCCUUCUCUUCAUAAUGGUGGUGAAUUCUCUCAGCGUGUGACAGUUAAGUCUGUAAUUUUUCAGAUUCAGAUGCGCGAAGCAUUUUUUCCGAUUGCUUAGAAGAAGAAUUACUUGGGCUGAAAGAUAAAGACGAAGAUGAUAACGACGAUGAGGAGAGAACAUUCUGUUCACGAGCCUCAAACACCGAACCUCAUUACCUCAGCCUUAAACACUGGCAUUCUGCUGAGUGGAAAACAGACAGAAAACCGUCCAGAGAACUGAGGGUACAAUCAGCCCCGUUGAAAGUCAAAGCUAUUAAGGCGUAUUAUCAUGACUACAGCAAAAAGUAG